AUGGUUAAGGAGACGAAUGGACUUAUUUCAGAUAACGACCUACACGUUGACAAAGACCAUCCAUCAGCAGAGGCACUGAAUUACAACAUGAUGUCUAUCAAACGCUACUUAAGUCAACGACUUAUGUAUGUAUUAAACUAUGACGAAGCUAAUUACCAUAAAGAUCUUGUGUAGCCAAUCAGAUAUAUGGUCGCAAAUAUAAAAAAAAUAGAUCGUCAAGAUAAGAUUGAUCGGCUUCUUGUUGAUGCAUUGAGGAAAUCUGAUGAUUCCCAAGAUACAAAUUCAACAAAGAGUAGUAAUCAAUUGUUCUAGAACUGUGAAAGUAUUGUAGAACUGUUGAAUAAGAUCCUUGCCAAAAAAAUCGAAUGGCAAGAGUGGAGAUACAACAACUGUUGCUGAAGUAUGAAUUUGAUAAUGUUGAUAACCUUUAACAAGUUUUACAGGCACAUGAGUCAGUAAUGUUGAACAUUAUUUUGAUGUUUGAGCUUAUUAACACUUUUUACCAUAUUAGUUAAAAUAAAAGCUAUUGUUCUAUACUCUAUUAAGUCUAUCAAAUUAUGUCUUCAUUUGCAAGGACCAUGUCAUUUUGCCAAGGUACUGCUCCAGCAUUUAAAAUAAAAUAACCACGAAAGUUGUCUCGUAUAACUUUGGCAGCCAUAGAGUAGCUAGUUGAUCCCAUGCUUCUCCCAUCCUGAAAUCCUGAAUUGCAUGCACUGAAUUCUUUUCUUGGCGCCAAGCUCCCUCUCUGAAUUUAGAGCCUGCAUCGAUGACUAAUGAAUUUGAAUAUCUGCGUCUCAAAUCGUGACGCGAAAUUCUCAUUGGUCAGUUGCUUAUAAUUUAUAUUAUUCCGCUGAGCUCUAUAUAUGUCAACUGCUAAGCACUAUGCAUAAAAAACACAUUAACUGAUCAAAUUUGUCUUGGCCAUCUUAUCUCAAAGCACGAAAUGUUCUGUUUUGAGAAAACAGUAUUUAAAACAUUUAAACUUUUGCUUCAAUAUCUUAUAUUUCGAAAAACAGUAUAAACUGUACGGUCUAAAUUUAGUUUGCAUGGUCUAAAUUUAGUUUGCACGAAAGUUGUAAACAACACCAUAUAAGGAUAAACAUUCCAUAUUUGGAAAAACGAACGUUACGGGGCAGAUAUUCAAAUUCAUUAGUCAUCGAUGCAGGCUCUCAAUUCAGCUUGAGAGCCUGUUCGCAGGCUAAGAUCUACAAAGUCCGAUGGGCAAUAGGCAUUGUUGGAAAAGGACUUUUCAGCCAUUAAGUAGAAAUGAAGAACGAUUACGGCCCUGGUGGCCUCUGUUGCUACCUCGACAUCCGCAAUAAUUGCUCUCCUGAAUAGUCUAAAUCUAGUAGUGGCUAUUCCAAAUGCAUUUUCUAUUAUUCUGCGAGCUUAAGAAAUGCGGUAAUUAGCAAUUCUUUCUUGCAUCUGAAUGGCUCCUCUUGGAUAUGGUUUGACCAUGUAAGGGAAAAGUUUAUCAGUAUACCUGGUAACUGCCUUGCAGCUGGUAAAUUUAUUAUAUGUUGUUUUCCAUCGCAAUGCUAAUGUUGCUGCUUGAAAAUACACUACCAUCACUAAGCCUACCAUGGUCUACAAUGUUUACCAUUGUAAAUUCAUAUUUAGCAUUACAGACAGCCGUUAAAACUACAUCCUCCUCUUGGGGGACAUUGAAUCGCGACGUGUUUUCCAUCAAUCGCCCCGACGCAGUUCGGGAAAUUCCAUCCGCUUUCAAAAUCUUGAGCAAUCUUUAUCCACUCAGAAGGAUUCUUAGGAACUGUAAUGAAACCUUCUGAACUAAGAACGUCCCAUAUAACAGAGCACGUUUCUUUUACAAUGCGACCAACCCUAGUACAACUGAGUCGAUAGCUUGCAGCAAUCGUUGAAAAGGCAUCUCACCAAAAAUCUCUCAAAAGUCUUUCACUGGGACCUAUAGCUUCUCUCUGGGCUUGAACUGAAAACCAAAUCCCAGUCAAACAGCAUUGCUUCACGAUCAAGGACGUGGUCUAUAAUUUCAAGAAUCUGGAUUAAAAAAAAGAUGCUCUGUUAUUCUUCACUCAAGUGAAAGGAGGGUACAGUAAAACUUCAGAUAUAAAUAUUUGCCUUAUCCAAAACCUUUUUUUGACAUUUCUAUAUUAUUAAAAAAAAUAUAAAACAUUUUUUCCGUAUUUAUAUAUAGUUAUAUCAACACUCGUGGAAGUUGGGAAAACUCGAAAUUGUAUGAAAACACUCCGCCCUUCGGGCGUCGUGUUUCCAUACAAUUUCGAGUUUUCCCAAUUCCACUCGUGUUGAUAUAACUGUAUAUCAACACGGAAAAUGUUUUAUAGUUGUUAAAUACUAUAUGAUAUCCUAAGAUAUUGAGAUCCUCAGAUAUUGUAUGAUAUUCAGAGUCAAGCUCGGAGCCAUUCCAAAUAGCUCGGUACCGAGCUCUCAAUAGCUCGGAACCGAGCUCAUUUGAAUAAUUACUCGCUGGAGCACCCUGCGCCCUGGCGAUUAUAGGUUUCGGCACUCAUUUUUAGUGGAUCGGCCAUAUCUAAAAGUGGAUCUCCAAUCUCCAAUCUUCGUCGAUAGCCACAAAAUAGAAUAUCAAUGAGCUGCCAAUUUUUACCCAAAUUAUCCAUAAGAUUCCUGCCAAUUUUUAUCCAAAUUAUCCAUAAAUAACCCUAACUUUUAAAGAAAAAUUAAAGAAUCUUACUAUAAAAAAAGCCAAAGGUGCUGUUUAUUUUAACCAGUAUGAAUAUGUUUACGUUCUUUUAAAACUGCUUUUUUACUGCAUUGAGGAUUCAACAACAAGGAUAAUGAAUUUGGAGAUGUAUUAAUGCCAAAUAAAUCCUACCAAGCAGUCAAAAUGACAUCUUAUAGCUCGACAAAGACAUAAAUACAAAGACAGCGAUGCACAGGAACAAUUGUAAUUGUAUGAAAUAUAACCUCGAUAUUAAGACUGCUAAGUGCUAACUAUGCUUUUAUAAGAACAGAGUAAAGACCAGACACAGUACUAAAAUGCGGUGCUUUACAAAUUUCCGGCGACCGUCGUUUCCGCCUACAAAACGUGCUACAAGCAAAGGUUAUAUUUUAUAGUACGCUACAUUCCUCCUGUACGUCGGCCGGCAGUUUUUCCGUACGCUUGGUCGCCUUAAUUAUAAAACCUUCAAAAUAAACUAUUGUCGGAUCAAAAUACUAUCAAAAUGAAGAGAAACGUGAGACGAACCAUUGGUAUACGGCCGAAAAAGAGAAAACCAACCAUACGAAAGUUAUCAAGGAUCAAACGUACUACAUGUUUAAUUAGUUAAAUAAUAAUUUUGAGCGAUUUGUCAAUUGUCAAUUGUCAACAAUACAAUUUCGCUUGACUUUCAAGGCCAUAAAUCGCUAGAAUGAUGCUGUUUGGUGAUUCGUACGCUGAUUCGAACGAUGAUAUUUUGUCCUCGUUGGGUCACUUGUGUGCAUAAAACCAAAGAUAGUCGGUCCUGAGAGUCCGAGAUUAAUUAAUUCAAUUUUAGGGAAGCAAUGGCGAAGUAUUUGGUUUGGAACAAACUCCUCCCCAAAAAACCUGUCUGCAUGGUAGUGGUGCUAAACUAAGUAAUUUUGCAACAAUAGACAGGUUCUUUUGCCCCAGCGAGAUUGAAUGAUCGUAGGAUUGAAUCACCGAAUCCUAAGAUGGAGUCAUUGAAUCCUAAGAUUGAAUCUUUGAAUCCUAGAUAGAAUCUUUGAAUCCUAAGAUUGAAUCAUUGAAUCCUAAGAUUCAAUCAUUGAAUCCUAGAUUGAAUCAUUGAAUCCUAAGAUUGAAUCAUUGAAUCCUAGAUUGAAUCAUUGAAUCCUAAGAUUGAAUCAUUGAAUCCUAGAUAGAAUCAUCAAAUCCUAGAUUGAAUAAUUUAAUCCUAGAUAGAAUCAUUGAAUCAUAAGAUUGAAUUAUCGAAUCCUAAGAUUAAAUCAUUGUAUCCUAAGAUUGAAUCAUUGAAUCCUAGAUUGAAUCAUUGAAUCCUAGAUUGAAUCAUUGAAUUAUAAGAUUGAAUCAUUGAAUCCUAAUAUUGAAUCAUUGAGUCCUAGAUUGAAUAAUUGAAUCUUAGAUUGAAUAAUUGAAUCCUAAAGUUGAUCAUUGACGAGUGUGUUCUCACCAGAAAAGCUAUAAAGUUUUGUUUGUCCCUACUAUCCUUUCUACCGCAGUGAAGCCAACUUUUUAGCCUUCCUGGUGUGAACACACUCGUCAAUGAUUCAAGCUUAGAAUUCAAUGAUUCAAUCUAGGAUUCUAUUAUAGGAUUCUAUUAUAGGAUUCAAUUUAGGAUUCAAUGAUUAAAUCUUAGGAUACAAUGAUUCAAUCUUAGGAUUGAAUGAUUCAAUCUAGGACUCAAUGAUUCAAUCUUAGGAUUCAAUGAUUCAAUCUAGGACUCAAUGAUUCAAUCUUAGGAUUCAAUUAUUCAAUCUUAUAAUUUAAUGAUUCAAUCUAGGAUUCAAUGAAUCAAUCUAGGAUCCAAUUAUUCAAUCUAGGAUUCAAUGAUUCAAUCUUAAGAUACAAUGAUUCAAUCUUAGGAUUCAAUAAUUCAAUCUUAGGAUUCAAUUAUUCUAUCUAGGAUUCAAUUAUUCAAUCUAGGAUUCGAUUAUUCUAUCUAGGAUUCAAUUAUUCAAUCUUAGGGUUCAAUUAUUCAAUCUUACGAUUCAAUGAUUCAAAUGAAGCUCGGCUCCGAGCUAGUUCGAGUGACUCAGAGCUAUUGAGAGCUCGGAUCCAAACUAUUUAGAGUGGCUCCGAACUUGGAUCCGAAUAUCAUACAAUAUCUUAGGAUCUCAAUAUCUUAGGAUAUCAUAUAGUAUCUUAAUAUAUUAUACCGUAUCUUAGGAUCUCAAUAUAUUAGGAUAUCAUACAGUCUGUUAGGAUAUCAAUAUCUUAGGAUAUUGUUGUAUCCUGCCCAUAUCACGUGCACGAGCACGUGAACAUUAUUUAACCUGCUUUUUGGACUUUAGACUUAGAAAUUUAAUGUUAAUUUGUUUGCAUCUAACCAAGUCUUAACAUUUUCGAUUUCCUCUCCCAAUUUGUAUUCAAUUUCAAAAGAAGACUCUCCAGUUGCAGUUAAGCUUGUAUCGUCAGCAAACAUGGCGGGUUCAGUUAUUUCUAAACUAUUUUGCAAAUCAUUUAUAUAAAUUGUAAACAAGAGUGGAAGGUUAUAUCCUUGUGGGAUCUCGCAUGUAAUGUUUUGAAAGGUUGAUAGCGAGUUAUUUACUUUGUAUAUUCGUUUCCUAUCACUAAGUUAUGACUGAAAGCAUGACAGUGAUAAUCCACGAAUCCCAUAACAUCCCAACUUGAAUAAUAGAAUCUUAUGGCUUACCGUGUCAAAAGCCUUUUUGAGGUCCAGAAAUAGCACACCACGUUUGCUAUUAGUUACAUGUAGCAAUGACGUUUCAGUUGAAUGAUUUGCUCGAAAACCAGACUGAAUUUAGAAUUAAAGCUAGAAUUUUGAUUUAAAGCUAGUUUCGAGUGAUGAGCAUACCCUAAAUUUUAAGCUAUACCUCAAAGAAGAUGGGUCAUUUGAACAUAAACAUUGAAAUGUGGGUAUACUGACAGCUCUGUCACACAUGUAGUUUGACAUUAGCAGACCUUCAUUUUAACGAAACAUUUUAACGAAAGCAUAAUUUACAAAGCCAAAGUUUACAUUUUCACUUACUUCUUAACAUCUGUUUUAAUCCAACUAGCUCUGUAGGCACGAGCGAAAUUUAGUGUUGAUGUAAAUAAUCCAUUUUGUUCAUGUUCCCCCGGUGAAAAUAUAGUCUAUUCCAAGCUGAUUUGGACGUACUUUAGCUUUUCAGAAACCGUUGGCCUUCCUCAGUAAGAUUAUCAACAGUUUCACAAACAUAUUUGAUAGUAAACAGCUAAAAUAUUCUCCGAAAGUCUAUAUUCUUGCUCAUCGACGCGAAAAUGGAAACUCAAGAAGAAAUGAGCCGCUAUUUUUGGUCAGCGUCAACAAAUUACCUACCUGUUCGUCAAGAAUAGUCGGCUGCUUCGCUGACGCUCGGCAGCAAUUAUUCAUAUUAUCAGUUCGAAUAAAAAUGGUUCAACUUACCACAGAACAAAGAGUUUUUAUUGUGCUAAAUUAUACGGAAACUCAAAGUACAUGCAUGCAUGCAUAAAAUUCGAUUCAAUUGUUUUUACGCAUCCAUGAGUUCAGUAUACACGGUGUCCCAAAAACCAAAACCAACCUGGAAACCAACCAGACAAGUAGGCCCAGCUUGAUGAUAAUCCUGAUGAUGAACCAGCCAAUAUGGAAACUCUGUUAUGAUCUAAACUAUGAUCUACAAAGUAUAGAUGAAACAAUAGACAGACUGAGUGACAAAAUUGCAAAUUUACACCCACCACCAAAGCCUUCUAAUCAAUCACCAUCUGCAACGAGAACCACCAGCUAAUUCUGAUUCCACUCAGCAUAACCGACACAAAAAGCGGCAACCUCUUCAGGAAGUUCAAAAUUUAGUUAACGAUGUCGUCCAGCAGGAACCACCUCAACAAUCACAACAACCACAGCAAAACACAAAUGGAAUAAUUGAAUGGCUGUUCCCCACAAGUAUCUACCAAACUCAAAUAGGUGGAAGACCAAUGGCAAGUAAUGCUUGGACAAUUAUUGCUUCGAUGUGGUGCCGGACGUUUCUGUUAAAAACAUUGGUCAUCCCAUCUAAUAAAAGUGAUAUCCGAGCUAUGACAAGCAGCUACAAACAAACAAUUUUGAAUGGGAACUUAUUGUAUCAAGGUUCGAAUCUACCUCAUGACCAACCAAAUUUGGAAGUUCGAGAUGUGGUCAACAAGAUCAAGGAUCUGAACUUACAAAUUUUGCACGAUUUGGGAUUCUUCAAUGUGGAUGACAUUAAAGAAACAUUUGUUCAAAUGCUUCAAGGAGGGAAAAGGCAUGCUGGUGUUUUGAUUAUCCCACCAGCCAAUUCAGUGGCCAUAUUUACCGAUAAUGGAAACCUGGCUGUGUUUGACAGUCAUCAGCAUGGCAUCAGCAAGGUGGCCUAG
Messenger RNA from Paramuricea clavata, 6985 nucleotides. Lineage: Eukaryota; Metazoa; Cnidaria; Anthozoa; Malacalcyonacea; Plexauridae. The record is from the annotation of a GenBank genome assembly.